Kwoniella shivajii is the source of this 1983-nucleotide messenger RNA. RefSeq lists its product as uncharacterized. The coding region runs from base 1 to 1983 and encodes 660 amino acids. Lineage: Eukaryota; Fungi; Basidiomycota; Tremellomycetes; Tremellales; Cryptococcaceae. The transcript is spliced from 7 exons. The record is from RefSeq and is a predicted model, not a curated record. Gene Ontology annotation, molecular function: glycosyltransferase activity.
AUGACGUGGUCUGAAGCUCCUCGAAGAAGGCUCAGCGGGACAUAUCACCAUGGGGUUGGCGCAUAUCCCACUGUUGGAGUCCAAGCUUCCUUACCUCUCACUCCACCUCAAACUCCGGAAUCAACAGCCUGCCUAUCCCCUACACAAUCCCAACAGUCCAUCAUGAGCAGGUUCAACGACUUAGAUCACAUUGUGUCUACACCAAAUGUAUCGAUCCCAGAUCUGGACCUCAACUCCCUUCCUCAGGAGAUCCAGCUUGACUUACGCGCAGGAAAACAAGAACCUCUUGAAAACCAUACUCAGCAUAUCUGGAGAAAAGGAAUGACUGACUCCGCGAAAGAUGCAAGGGAAGCUUGGUUGUGUUCGGGCCGGGGUAGGAAGGGGUUGCGGAUUGUCAUCGUCACGGAGAACUUCUUACCCAAAGUGGAUGGUGUGACGCGAACACUCUCGAGAUUACUUGAGCAUCUCCAAUCUCAAGGACACGAGUGCAUAUUACUUGGACCUUCGUCCACACUAUCGACAUACGCUUCACAUCCUUUAGUCGGAACUCUCGGUAUUCCUUUAGUGGUCUAUCCAGACCUGAAGCUUAAUUUCCUUCGACCAAAAUUUCUCAGCGUGAUAAGGGAUUGGGAGCCUGAUGUCGUACAUUUUGUUGAUCCUAUUUGGUUAGGAGCACAAACAAUCUUAGCCAUGGAAUUAGGCUGGGCAGGUGAGAAAUGGUUAUCACAAGAAGGUCUACAAUUAGGUAAAGGUCUCGGUGGCGCCGUCAUUGCUUCUUAUCAUACAAACCUAGCGACCUACGCUACACUCUUCGGUCUGUCCUUCUUGACUCCGAUCAUAUGGAUGUUUCAGUCGUGCUUGUAUUCGAAGCUGCUUUUGACACUAUGCCCAUCGCCAUCAACCAAAUCAAUGCUGGAGUCCCAGUCCUUCUCGGGAGUCAGAUUAUGGCCUAGGGGUGUUGAUCUGACUCAAUUUGGGCCGCAUAAGAGGGAUAUUCAACUCAGGGCUUUAUGGGGCAUCAAGAGUUUCGCUGAAGAGGAGUUCACUUCUAAAAGGAAACCUAUCAUCACCAUGAACACAGACGGGAUUUUAACUCCUCCUGCGACACCUUGGACGGGACCCAUCGAUAGCCAAAUGUCUGAUUUAGGUAGCCUAGACGACGGGGCGGUGAUACUUUACGUCGGAAGGAUAUCCUGGGAAAAGAAUCUACACUUACUCCUAUCAGCCUAUGCUGAAUUAACUUCUCUCUUACCUAAUGGAGCCGUCUUACCUAAAUUGGUGUUCGUUGGAGAUGGACCAGCAAGAAAAGAACUUGAGUCACGUUGUGAAAACGAACAAUGGGAUGCAGCGUUUAUGGGUCACAGACAAGGUGAAGAAUUGGCAAAAUGUUAUGCUAGCGCGGAUAUCUUUGCCUUUCCAAGUUUCACAGAGACUUUCGGUCAAGUAGUCUUAGAAGCUUUAGCCUCAGGUCUUCCUGUGGUGGGGCUGGACGCAGAAGGAACCCGAGAUUUGGUUUCGGAUGGCUCAACUGGUUCACUGCUGUCUCUCCCUGUAUCUAAAGGAACAGGAACUGGCUCGAAGACAUUGGGACUAUCAUGGGCUCAAGUAUGUAAGCCAGAUUCAGCAGAAUUCAACUCGAUCGCCAAGGGAUAUGCAAGUCUUCUAUCUCAACUUGUAAUGGAUCCUAGAAAGCGCAAAGAGAUGGGUAAGAGAGGAUGUACAGAGGGGAUUGUAGGGUAUACUUGGUGGGAUGCAAUGGAGGCAUGUGUUGAUGGUUAUAGAGAAGCAAUCCAAUCAUCUCGCUCUAAACGUUCGGUUCAAAUUGUACCUCAUUCUCCUUCUGAUGCAGGAGACAAACCCGUUUUGAUUCCUAUUCCGAAGAAAAGGGGGCUAUCCCUUGUGAAUCAAGUAGUCAGCAGGAGACUAGCGUAUAAAGGAUUGGAUGGACAUUCGAUUGAAGAUGAGAGCAUGAAAGGAUUAUAG